Messenger RNA from Erinaceus europaeus (western European hedgehog), 1747 nucleotides. RefSeq names its product fibronectin type III domain containing 10 (gene FNDC10). Bases 148 to 834 code for a protein of 228 amino acids. The record is from RefSeq and is a predicted model, not a curated record. The transcript is spliced from 2 exons. NCBI's taxonomy places the organism in Eukaryota, Metazoa, Chordata, Mammalia, Eulipotyphla, Erinaceidae.
UCCACCGCCGCGCAGGGUCCGAGCGCGCACAGGGCGCAGAGGCGGGUCGGCGCGGGCGGCGGCGGAGGGCGCGGGGAGCGGCGGCGGGAGCGCGUGACCCACCGCUGGUACCCGCGAGCCCGCGCCCCGCCGCGCCGGCCUAGCCGCAUGAUGCGCGCCCCGCCGCUACUGCUGCUGCUGGCCGCCUGCGCGCCUCCGCUCCGCGCCGAGGCCACCCCGACGCUGGCGAGCUGGGAGCCGGCGGCCGAUGCGCCCUGGUGCCCAUACAAGGUGCUGCCCGAAGGCCCGGAGGCGGGCGGCGGGCGCCUGUGUUUCCGCAGCCCCGCACGCGGCUUCCACUGCCAGGCGCCCGGCUGCGCGGCGCACGCCUCGGCCAGCCGCUCGCUGCGCGCCAGCGUGCUGCGCAAUCGCAGUGUGCUGCUGCAGUGGCGCCUGGCGCCCGCCGCCGCGCGGGGCGUGCGCGCCUUUGCGCUCAAUUGCUCGUGGCGCGGGGCCUACACGCGCUUCCCCUGUGAACGCGUGCUGCUCGGCGCCUCCUGCCGUGACUACCUGCUGCCCGACGUGCACGACGGCGUGCGCUACCGCCUGUGCCUGCAGCCGCUACCGCUGCGCGUCCAGCCCGCCGCCCCCUCCCCGGAGCCUGCGGGGCCUGCUGAGUGCGUGGAGUUCGCCGCUGAGCCGGCCGGCAUGCGGGAAAUCGUGGUGGCCAUGACGGCGGUGGGCGGCUCCAUCUGUGUCAUGCUGGUGGUUAUCUGCCUGCUGGUGGCCUACAUUACGGAGAACCUCAUGCACCCGGCCUUCGGGCGCCCGGGGGGGCUGAGAAGGCAGCCCUGAAGUGCCCGCCCGCGUUUCCCGCCUCGUUCCUGCUCCUCCUUAGCAUCUCCAUGCAAGGCCUGCUGGACGCGAAGAGGACUGGUCCACAUGGGGCUAAGGAGUCAUCGGGCAUCUGCCCCAGCUUCCAACUCCAGACUGGCCCUGGGCCUAUGCAGAGGUGCUGGCUCAGUCUAGGAUCACCCAGUCCCCUGGAAGCAUUUAUAUGGGCGACCUGGACACCACCCUGCUAGAAGAGCCACUGGCACCCCCAGGUCAUCACGUUGCCCCGCCAGCCUACGCCAAGCAGGCUGUUGUCAUUGCUCAGUCACUGUGCGCUUGGCCGGCUCAAGGGGGUCCUUGGAAUCUGUCUCUUCUUCCAGCCCCACCCCAGUGGACUUAGGUUAGCUUCGUGCCUUAGUAUCUGGAAACUACUGUGGCCCGGAGACCAGCCUGCCUGUGCCUGUGCCAGCUUCCGGCCCGAGUGCCCCAAGGCCACCUGCUAGCUCUGUGUUAGGGAGCAGGGCUCGCAGCUGCUUGCUCUCCCUUUGUUGGUGUGUUGGACAAGCCCGCAGCCAGGAUGGAGUGCAGCAGCUGGCCCAAAUGCUGUAUCCAGGGGCAGAAGUGCGAGCCCUGGCUGAGGCUGCUGCCCAUCCCACCCUCCAUCUAUCUGUGCCCCCAUGGGUGGGGAGCACAGACCUCCUGCUUCCCUGAGCCCUUGCUGUGACCUCCCUGGACCUGGCACUCUGGAGUCACAUGGCUGAGUCUUCCCCACCCCACCCCCAGCAGCCACUAGCUGAGCCCAGGCCCUGACUGAUGGCCUGAAGCACCCACUCCCUACCUCUCUUGUCCUUCCCUGCUCUGCCCGCCCCUGGUGUGGUGCUGGCAGGUGUGAGCCUAGCUCCAUGUCUAAAUGUUCAUCAUUCCUAGACCGAAA